Psilocybe cubensis is the source of this 1104-nucleotide messenger RNA. RefSeq lists its product as uncharacterized. The record is from RefSeq and is a predicted model, not a curated record. The transcript has 5 exons. The coding region runs from base 1 to 1104 and encodes 367 amino acids. Lineage: Eukaryota; Fungi; Basidiomycota; Agaricomycetes; Agaricales; Agrocybaceae.
AUGACUGAUUUCAUCGUCCGACUCUUUUUGUCGGUUUCCAUCCAUUUCUUGUCCAUUUCCAUACUGCUCGCAAUAUUUACGUUCCCUGGCCCUCAGAUGGACGACGAGCCAACUGAAUUAAACCAAUCUGAGAAGGAAAAGCCGUUCAGAAAGGAAUACUCUGAUCUCGAACCGGUAUCAAACAUUUUGAGAAUUGCCAGAAUCAUUCCACUAGCCACACAGUAUAAACCAAUUAUGCCGGUGCAUUUUGACGAGCUGAACAAGAUAUGGCCGGAGAACCCGCGCAUUCCGUCUGUGCAAUCACGGAAAGCUUGGGCGCUUGCUCGAGGCUUGAACCCUGUCAACGUGAAUAACUGGUGGUAUCGACGACGAAAGGUGGCGAAAAAGUUGAAGUUUUCGAUUCCUAGAGAUACCUAUGAGCUUGAAGUUGGAAAUCCUCCUCUAAUUCCUGCGCCGAUUAUUAAGGAGGAACCAAAGGUCGUCGUUCUGGAUUGCACUGAGCCAGGGGAGGACCAUGUGGGCGACGAUGACCAUACAGUUACUUCACCGGAGACGCAUAUACCCGGCUCUGACGACACCUACUUUUCCAUGGAUUCAACCAUUGCUCCUUCAAGUCCUAUAAUGGCCGAUAAAGAUACGAUGAAGAUCAUUACAGACGAGGAUCACGCAUAUAUUUCGCCAAAAGAGCAUCUAUGCAAUUAUAGCACACCGUCAAGUCCCUCGAUAAGCCUCAAUUCAUUCCCUUGUGAAUUGUUUCUGCAUUCAGAUAAUCCGGAAGAUGUAUAUUAUACGGCAGCGCGCCCUCUAUGCCAGUUCCUCGUGGCUGGCUCUCUCGAAGAUCAAGAGAUUACAUGGCCAGGUCUUAGAAACAUGAUGGAGCCCGAUCGCUUCUCUCUUUUUGCUAUCGACGUGGAUCCUGAUCUGGGCUCUUUUAUGCCUCUCUACUCCCACAAAACCUCAUCCGCACUGGCAGAUCUUGACCUUUCUUGUCGCUCAUCUGCUCACGACGCACCUUGUUUGGGCCCAACGCAAGUUGCACGAGGUGACCACUUCAAGCUCGCAGCUGUCACGCAGGGUUUUGUAUACCCAGUUGCCAUCAGUUGA